Molecule: messenger RNA, 1564 nt
Organism: Xyrauchen texanus (razorback sucker)
Lineage: Eukaryota; Metazoa; Chordata; Actinopteri; Cypriniformes; Catostomidae
Product: neurexophilin-1-like
Exons: 2
Coding region: 344-1156 (270 amino acids)
Molecular function (GO): signaling receptor binding
Source: RefSeq, a predicted model, not a curated record
GUUUGUUCUCAGGUCAGGCUCGCGCACUUGGAUCCGGAUCCUAACCGUCACAAACACACAAAAGCGCGGAUAACGGAGAUGAUUUCCCUCACAAACGAACAAUAAAUGGAGUAAAGUGUACGCUUUCGUCUCAUCGCAGAGAUGAAAUGUUCUGUCAGUUUCCACACACAUUGUAUGUGACCCGCUCCAAGUAGCGGGAAUUUCCCGUGACAGACAGCAGAUGGGAUUCCACUAGAGGAGAGUUGUUGUUGUUGGAAAUGGGACCGGGUCUCGGCUCUUUUGGAUACGGUACCGGAGGAACCGCGUUUUCUUGAACGGAGAGCAGUCGAUACAAGGAGACGAGAUGCGCUCCGACCACAGCUUCAUCCUGCUCCUCAUCGGGAUAGCGUGCUUGCUUGCUCUCGGACAGGAAGAUACCCACUCCUCAUCUUCUUCCUUUUCUCCUUCAUUCAAGUCCUCCUCCCCUGCUGACUCCUCUAAAACUCUGGGGGUUCUGGGAGCUCAGGGUUCGUCCUCACCCCUGAGCCGCUUGGUGAUGCAUAGCCGAGUCCGUGCCACCAAUACUUCCACGAUGGAGCAGGAAUUUUGGGAAAUGCUGGGUAGUGACCUCCUUAAAUCAGACAUGGAUGCGUCGGGGAACUCCCGUGUCAAGCGCCAUCCCCCAAUCGUCAAAACGGGCAAAUUUAAGAAGAUGUUUGGCUGGGGCGACUUCUACUCCAACAUCAAGACGGUGCGCCUCAACCUGCUCAUCACUGGUAAGAUUGUGGAUCAUGGGAACGGAACCUUCAGUGUCUACUUCCGUCAUAAUUCCACUGGCCAGGGGAACAUCUCUGUCAGCCUGGUUCCGCCGGUGAAGGCGGUUGAGUUUGACUUAGAGCGCCAGAGUGUGGUCUACCCUAAAGAUUCCAAGAUCUUCAACUGUCGUAUUGACUACGAGAAGGUGGACCGCAGCAAACGCACCUCGCUCUGCAACUAUGACCCUUCCAAGACCUGCUUCCAAGAGCAGACACAAAGCCACGUGUCCUGGAUCUGCUCCAAACCCUUUAAGGUCAUUUGUAUCUACAUUUCAUUCUACAGCACAGACUACAGACUGGUGCAGAAGGUCUGCCCAGACUAUAAUUACCACAAUGAGAUGCCCUAUCUACCUUCAGGGUAGAUCUAAGAGGACCAGCGAACUAAAGGAUUAAGGGAGGCUGGUUAAGGGAAGGGGUUAACAAAUGAGGGAUAUCUGGAAAAGAUCGAACAUUAAUUUUUGAGGGGGGUAUUUUAAACGAUACUUCUUGAAAGACUCUUAACUUUGAGCUUUUGAAAUGCCCCCUUAUGAUCUGAACUCUCUUCUGUAUGGCCUGUAGUCAUCACAGAUGCUUCUCUAAAGGUGAAUGUACUGUAUUUGAUGUGCUGCAGUUGAUGUCUUAAAGAAGUUCUGAAACAACCUGGCAAAUGUGGCAUCCAAAAUCACACAGUAUAUGCAAAACCAAAUGGUCAGGCCUAGGUGAAAGUUUUUUGCUGCUCAGGGUGGGAGGGUUGUCUACAUACAGUAAGUACAAAUUCCUGAUUGGCUGCC